AUGGAGAUAGACGAAGAAAAUGCAGUGUCGAGUUCAGCUGAAGAACCUUCUGUGGUAGUUGCUGAUGAUCAACCCAUGGUUUCUGCUAUGGACUCUAUUUCUCUUCAACCACUUCAAUCUCUCACUCCAUCAGUAAUACUACCUCCAAUCGUGCCUACUAUUGCUCCCAUACCCUCGAUUUCUCGCCCAUUGGCGCCUCUCCCUCCCCGCCCACCUCUUCUCCGGCCACAAAACGGUGAAUUAAAGGCCAGUGAUUCCGAUUCCGACGAUGAUGAAACGGGUCCCAAUCGAGCUUCAGCCCCAGAGUACGAGGUCUCGGAAGAGAGCAGGCUGAUUAAAGAGAGACAGGAGAAAGCAAUGCAGGAAUUUUUGAUGAAGCGGCGCGCUGCUGCUCUCGCUGUGCCUACAAAUGACAUGGCUGUGAGGGCUCGGCUUCGUCGCCUUGGUGAACCCAUAACUUUGUUUGGAGAGAGGGAGAUGGAGAGGCGGGACCGUUUGCGAAUGCUUAUGGCAAAGCUUGAUGCUGAAGGGCAGCUGGAAAUGUUAAUGAAAGCUCAUGAGGAGGAAGAAGCUGCUGGUCCUUUGGCACAAGCAGAAGGAACUGAGGAAGAGAUUCAGUACCCUUUUUAUACAGAAGGGUCGGAAGCUCUUUUAGAGGCAAGAAAAGAGAUUGCUAAGUAUUCUAUUGUGAGGGCAGCUCUGCGUCUUCAUCGUGCUAGAAGGAAAAAAGAUGAUCCAGAUGAAGACUUGGAUGCAGAGGUGGAUUGGGCAUUGAAGCAGGCCGGGAGCCUGGCCAUGGAUUGCAGUGAAAUCGGGGAUGAUCGGCCACUUUCAGGAUGUUCUUUUUCAAAAGAUGGAACAAUGCUUGCUACCUGUGCAUUAAAUGGAGUUGCAAAGUUGUGGAGCAUGCCUCAAGUAAAGAAGGUUUCUACUUUAAAGGGGCACACAGAACGUGGUACUGAUGUUGCAUUUUCUCCUAUGGACAAUUAUAUAGCUACUGCCUCUGCUGACCGGACAGCAAGGUUAUGGAAUUCUGAAGGGUCUCUUCUGAAGACAUUUGAAGGGCAUUUGGAUCGUCUUGCUCGUAUUGCCUUCCAUCCAUCAGGGAAGUAUUUAGGCACAACUAGCUUUGACAAGACUUGGAGAUUAUGGGAUGUAGAGACUGGUGAAGAAUUGCUACUCCAAGAAGGUCACAGUAGAAGCGUAUAUGGGAUUUCUUUUCACCAUGAUGGUUCUUUAGCUGCAUCUUGUGGGCUUGAUGCACUUGCUCGUGUAUGGGACCUACGGUCUGGGAGAAGUAUUCUUGCCUUGGAAGGUCAUGUUAAGCCGGUUCUUGCUGUUAGUUUUUCUCCCAAUGGCUAUCAUUUAGCCACGGGUGGUGAAGAUAAUACCUGUCGAAUUUGGGACUUAAGGAAGAAAAAAUCCUUAUAUACAAUACCAGCUCACUCGAAUCUUAUUUCUCAAGUUAAAUUUGAGCCCCAAGAAGGAUACUUUCUGGUAACUGCUUCAUAUGAUACGACAGCCAAGGUAUGGUCAUCAAGGGACUUCAAGCCUGUCAAAACAUUGUCUGGUCAUGAAGCUAAAGUUACAGCAUUGGAUGUAGUAGGAGAUAGCAGUUGUGGGCAUCCAUGA
Molecule: messenger RNA, 1632 nt
Organism: Ilex paraguariensis (yerba mate)
Lineage: Eukaryota; Viridiplantae; Streptophyta; Magnoliopsida; Aquifoliales; Aquifoliaceae
Source: the annotation of a GenBank genome assembly